CAAAAACCCUAGAGUCAGGAAUCAAUAUAUUUGUUAGAUUGUCGGAUCGACUGCCUACUAGUUUACCAUCUUCACCGAACAGAGUUCAGGUUCACUCCCUUCAGCAGCAGCCAUGGUGAACGUACCUAAGACUAAGAAGACUUACUGCAAGAGCAAGGAGUGCAGGAAGCACACUUUGCACAAGGUUACACAAUAUAAGAAGGGUAAAGAUAGUUUGGCUGCGCAGGGGAAACGCCGCUAUGAUCGCAAACAAUCGGGUUAUGGUGGUCAGACCAAACCAGUGUUCCACAAGAAGGCAAAGACCACCAAGAAGAUUGUUCUAAGGCUGCAAUGCCAAGGUUGCAAGCAUGUAUCGCAGCAUCCAAUCAAGAGGUGCAAGCACUUUGAGAUUGGUGGAGACAAAAAGGGGAAGGGAACAUCUCUAUUCUAAAUGUGUUAUUCAUGUCAUAUGCUAUG
Messenger RNA from Durio zibethinus, 456 nucleotides. RefSeq names its product large ribosomal subunit protein eL42. Gene Ontology annotation, cellular component: ribosome. Gene Ontology annotation, molecular function: structural constituent of ribosome. The record is from RefSeq and is a predicted model, not a curated record. Lineage: Eukaryota; Viridiplantae; Streptophyta; Magnoliopsida; Malvales; Malvaceae. Gene Ontology annotation, biological process: translation.